Chiroxiphia lanceolata (lance-tailed manakin) is the source of this 4603-nucleotide messenger RNA. RefSeq names its product multimerin 1 (gene MMRN1). Lineage: Eukaryota; Metazoa; Chordata; Aves; Passeriformes; Pipridae. Bases 83 to 3640 code for a protein of 1185 amino acids. The transcript has 8 exons. The record is from RefSeq and is a predicted model, not a curated record. Gene Ontology annotation, molecular function: extracellular matrix constituent conferring elasticity; protein binding; calcium ion binding.
GCUCAGGAGAAGGGAGAAGCUUCAGGAUUUCUUGUUCGGGAAAUAAAUGUGAGACAACUUGUAGCAUUUACAAACCAUCAGAAUGAAGGAGAUCAUCUUCUUGCUGCUCCUAUUGCACUUACAGAGUGGUAGUGUUGGAUUUAACACUCCAGGAAAGCUCUGGACCACAGGACAGGAUGGUGAAACCCAGACAAGUCACUCAGACUUGACUCCAUCUUCGACCACAAUCACAGGGUCACGCCAUUCGGAAAUCCAAGCUGACAAAGUGAGUGCCUUACAGGGGCCUCCUUUUGCAUCUUCAGGCAAGAAUCUGGGAAUGAAAGCAGUGAAGAAAAUUUCAAGUCUGACAACACCUACCCCUGCAAUGCAGUCAAGUGAUGGAGACUCUGACAGAGACAAGAUGGGAAGCUCAUCCAGUAGCAAAGGGACAACUCUACAAAGCAAUGCUAGAGAGGUCCCUCUCCAGCAAGGGAUCACUACAAGCCGGGCUACAGCUCCAGGGAACAGAUCUACCAAGCAGUCUUCCCACAGCACUGGCAUCACCAGCACCCAGCAGGAUGCCAACUCCAAAGCAUCUGGCUUUGAAACUACCAGGGGAAGAAAUUGGUGUGCUUAUGUCCAUACCAGACUCCUACCUACGGUGGUAGUGGACAACCUGGAAACCUUCUCAUCAGGCAGAGCGAAGCCUUGCACUUGGCAUAUUGGAUCAUGUGCUCAGAGGUCCCAGACAACAACACACCAAGCCUACAGGAUCAAACAUAAAAUAGUAACAUCGCUGGAGUGGAAGUGCUGUCCUGGGCAAAACUGCCAACCCAAAGCUCAAGAACAACAAUCAGUUAUACAUAGCAACCAGGCUGAAAGCAGCAGAACUGUCAUUGAGAGGACACCAGGAGCUCCUCAGGACCCCAGUGGGCCAGCACUUACACAAAAAAUGAACGAGAAGAUUAGCAGUCAAGAGAUGAAACUGACUUUUCUACAGAAGAAGGUUGACAGCAUUGCUGCUGCAAUGAAUGAUGCGAGCAAGAUGCUUUCUUCUCUGGAAGGCAAAAUCAAUGAAGAUAAGGGCAGAGACUUCCAGUCUUUUCUAAAAGGUCUCAAAUCCAGAAGUAUCAAUGAAUUAGUUAAAGACAUAGUCAGAGAACACUUUAAAGUAUUUCAAGGGGAAAUGCAAGAGAGCAUGGCUCAAAUUUUCAAGACUGUGUCUAGUUUGUCAGGUGAGCUUGAAAAUAUAAAAGAAUUAGUCAAGCACCUGAAUGAAAGCCAACAAAAAUUUGCUCAGGAGAAUGACAGUGGGCCAACAAGACUUGACAUUCUGGAGCUAAAGAGUCACAUGGUGCAGAUGAAAGAAGAAAUGGCCCUCUCUUGUGACAAGCCUAUGAAAGCUUUACAAGAAAAGCAGAAGUCAUUGGAAAUUAACUUGGAGCACCAACAGUCAAGAAGUGCCAUUUAUUAUGAAUCUUUAAAUAGGACUCUUACUGAAAUAAGAGAUGCUCAUGAACAACUGUUAUCAGCUGAACAGUCUUCAAGACAAAGCAUCCCUUCAGCAGAUAAAGUCAUGGAGUACAAUCUUACAGAGUACAUGUUCACACUGCAUGAGAAAGUAAAGAAACAAGGCAUGAUGGUGCUGGAGAUCUAUGAUGAUUUAAGAGUCCAAGACAGCAAGAUCAGCAAUCUCAGUGUUGCACUGGAAAUUCAGAGAGACUCUGUUCUGGGGGUCUGUGAUGACAUGUUGUCAGAGAGCAGAACAAAUUUCCAAACACAGCUGGCAGCAACCCAAGAGAACAUGCUUGUCCUAAACAAGAGUCUCUCUGACCUGUUCCUACCACUGGACAAUAAGAUGGACAAAAUGAAUGAGCAAAUUAAUGAUUUGUGCUAUGAUAUGGAAAUCUUGCAACCCUUGAUUGAACAAGGGGUACCUUUUAGUCUAACUGCAGAGUAUGAACAACAAAUUCAAGUUAAAGAUAUCAAUGAGAAGCUUGAAAACCUUACUACUGUCAUUGACAUAAUGAGUUCUGCAAUGAAGGAGCUUUCCAAAACUCAGGAAGGACUUAAAAAUGAGUCUCAGGCUUAUCAGGAACUGUUUGAGAGUCGUGUUAAUGAAUGCUCCAUGGAAAUAGAGGAUGGCUUAAACAAGACCAUGAUAGUAAUAAACACUGCCGUUGAUUCUAUUCAAGAUAACUAUGUGCUGAAAGAUACGCUACAUGCUCUAAGAAAUGAGACUGAAAUCUGCUGUGGCAGAGCUGAGAAACUGGACAGCAUCCUGGCUUUCAUUCCCCAGUUCCAACAAUUGAAUGAAUCCCUCCAGACACUGCUCAAUAACAAGAAGUAUGAAUUCACUUCACAAGUAGCGCCAUCUCUUUCUGAUCUUCUGUACAAGGAGUCUGACAAAAGUAUCCUCCACAAUUUCAGUAGACUUCUCUACAUCUUAAAUGAUACAGCAUCAAAAGUGGAAAAUCAGCAACAAGAUAUCAGCCGCCUGGAAGAAAAACUACUUGACUCUGUGGAGCAAUCAAAGGACCACGAGGUCCGCCUUCUGAACGUAGAGUCAAAAAUUUCCAAGUUUUUGGCAAACAACUGUGUCUCACUGAAAAGAACCAGUGCUGCCACAACAGAGAAAGAACAGGUGGUCUCACUUCAGCUCCAGACACUGAGUUCCAGGAUCAGGGCCCUGGAAGCCAAGUCGAUCCGUUUCUCAAACGUCAUCCCACUUGUGAACAAGACGGCUCAUGAGGCCUGGGGGUUGUGUCAGGUUGCCAACAACAGCAUCCAGAGAGUUAAUGCGAGUAUCCCCGUGCUAAUUAAAUCUGCUCAGCCAGAUAUACCCCUGCUGCAGAGAGGCCUCAAAGAGCUCAUUGAAUCUGUCCUUGAAGUAAAAGCAGGAACUAUUUUGACAAAUUUAACCCAGCAUGUUGACAUAUCAGUGGCAAAUGCAGUGAACAAUAUCACCAAAUUCCAGAAGCAGAUGAAGCCAGUUAUAAAGAAACCAGCCCCAGCAAAAAAAAUAGCAGCAAACAUCACCAUGAGCCUGGCAAGCCGAAGUCAAAGAAACACGGAUAAUACCAUAGAUCCAGGCCAGUAUUCAGCUUGUGUCAGUUCCCCGUGCCAGAAUGGAGGAACCUGUAUCAAUGACAGACAGAGUUUUAUUUGCGCUUGUCGCCACCCCUUUGGAGGAGUCAACUGCAGCGUGAAGCUGGGGAACGACAAUUCCCUGAGUGUCGAUUUUUCAAAAGGAUCAUACAGAUAUGCACCUAUGGUGGCAUUUUUUGCAUCUCAUACAUAUGGAAUGACAACUCCAGGACCCAUCAGAUUUAACAAUCUGGAUGUCAACUAUGGCGCUUCAUUUGCUCCAGCAACUGGAAAGUUCCAUGUUCCAUAUCUGGGGGUCUAUGUUUUUGAAUAUACCAUUGAAUCAUUUAGUCCACGUGCCUCUGGCUAUCUGGUCAUUGAUGGAAUAGACAAACUCACUUUUCAGGCUGAAAAUAUUAAUAGUAACAAGUACACUGACAGAGUAAUUACUGGAAACGCUUUAUUAGAGUUAAAUUAUGGUCAGGAAGUCUGGCUCAGAUUGGCAACUGGCUCUAUACCAGCCAAGUAUCCACCAGUAACCACAUUUAGUGGUUACUUGUUGUAUCGUACCUAAGUCAGUCAUAAAUGUAAGCAGUUAGUCAAAUGAAGCAACCUGCAUGUGAAUUUAGCUUUACCUUUAAAUACUUUGUUUCUUUAACUACAGUAAGUUUCUGAAAGUAAUCAGUGUAAUGGCAUUUGUCGUGCUGAUUCUCCAAGAUGUUGUUUGGUUGUAGCCAUGUGCACAACCACCAAGAGUCAACAGGUUGGAGAUGAAGGAAAAAUAAGCAUCUUCCCUAUUUAGACAUGACUGGGAAGCAUAAAUCUAAUUAUGAUCUACAGUUACAUUGCAUAGACAUACUUACUUACACAAGGUUGCUGAGAAUCAGUUCUCAAUACAAAGCUGGUUUUGAUUAUUCCUUUACACCCUGAUUGCAUACCAAAAGUGAUGGAUAGAUUUUGAUGACUUAGAUGCUGGGUUACUACUUAGCUCAUUGUAUCAAUAAUAAUCAUGGGUAUAUAAUCUGUUUGGAAAAAAAUAUGUUUCUUUUUCAUUUUGCCUAACAUUAUUCACCACAUACUUUGAUAUGGCAGCAUUUAAUCAAUUCAUGUUUUUUUAUGUAACCAGUAUAAUAACAAACUGAGGGGUUUUUUUAUCUGGCAGCAAAAACAGAGAGAGAUACCUUCAGAUUAGAAAUAAGGUACUCAUUUUUAGCACUGAAUAUAAGUAGUCAUAGGACAAAAGACCAAAAUAGAUCUGGUGGAUUCUCUUUGUUGCUGAAAUAUUUAAACCACAGCUGGAUUUACCUUAGGUGAUAAGUUUUAGGGCAAACAUAUUGGCUUCACACACAUUUUAGCAUUUGACCUAUAAUGUACACAAGGUUAAAUGAUAUAACCAAAGUGUUUUCUAAGUUUGACCUCUGUAAGUCUAUGAUUUUUUUGUUUCUGCAUUAUAUUCACUAACUAUUGAGGCAAGAUGAAAUGAACUUCAGUCUUCAUGUGAUUCUUCAAGCAUCAGUCCAAAAAAAAAUUAUUUUUA